GAAUGGCGUACAACUUACAAUGGAAGUAGAUACUGGCUCGCCUGUCUGCGUAAUUUCCAAAAACGUGUUUGACAAGCAUCGCGAACAGUGGCCAGCGCUUAAACCUUCUCAGGUGAAGUUGUCAUGCUACGUUGGACCACUCCCAGUGAUGGGGGAAUUGCAACUUUGUGUGCAAUACAGGGCCGUCUCAGUUUACUGCCGUCUUAUUGUACUGAACUGCUCGGGACCUAACCUGUGUGGCCGGGAUCUGAUUUCCUUGCUCCACAGAGCGGGGGUUCCAGUUUUGCAGCCGUCGGCACAAGACUUGCUACACUCAACGCCAGAACCCGCUGGGGCAGUUCACAACAUUGUCGACGACUACCACGACGUCUUCUCCAAGGAUCUUGGCCUGAUCAAGGGGCCUCCAGCCACAUUGCAGCUGAAAGAGGGAGCGGUGCCGAAAUUCUGUCGCCAAUUCACUCUCGUGACGGACCACCAGCCCCUCUUGAGCUUGUUGCAAUCCGACCGCCCGACGCCACCCCUGGCUGCAGCACGUAUCCAGCGCUGGGCACUGUACUUGGGUGGCUACCGCUACAAGCUGCAAUACACGCCGGGAAAACAGUUGCUCAACGCGGACGCCCUGAGCAGGCUGCCACUGCGGUCUACGGAGGCUGAUGACGUGGACUCGCCGCCGGCAUCAGAUGACUGGGUGGUCCCCAUAGAAAGCAACGUGUACGUGCGGAACUACGGUGUCGGAGAAAAGUGGACACCAGGGCGUGUGCAGUCCACUGCAGGAUCCCGAAUGGUGACCGUCCAAACUCCUCAUUCUGUAGUCAGACGCCACGUUGACCAAGUGCGCCCUCGACAAGCAUCGCAGCCCCCAUCGCCGGGCUCUGCAUCCUUAUCAGAGUCUAAUAUGUCCAUGCUGCCGAAACGAUCGCCGGGGCCCUCAACUACAAGCUCCACCGUGCUGCCUCCAGAAGCGCUCACUACCGCAAGCCCCCACGACCAUCCAGUGCCAACCAUGCCACAGGCCGGUCCUACACAAGCGGCGACCCCAAGCGCGGAACCAGUGCUUCGGCGUUCUACCAGACAACGCAAGCCAGUACAACGGUUCCAUUUUUAAGAAGAGAGAAGUGUUGCGAACUGAACUCUCCUACUUCUACGUCCCCCCCUUUCCCCCCUUCGUGUUUCUGUCGAUGGCUGAAGCGAUAGCCAUUCCCGCCCCCCUUUUCCCCCUCUCCCUGCUUCGUAGAUGAAGCUACAAAAGAAGCUUGCGCGAAACAAUAAACGUUCACUCGUUGCCCUA
Messenger RNA from Rhipicephalus microplus (southern cattle tick), 1288 nucleotides. RefSeq lists its product as uncharacterized. The record is from RefSeq and is a predicted model, not a curated record. Gene Ontology annotation, molecular function: zinc ion binding; nucleic acid binding. NCBI's taxonomy places the organism in Eukaryota, Metazoa, Arthropoda, Arachnida, Ixodida, Ixodidae.